Molecule: messenger RNA, 1952 nt
Organism: Cuscuta europaea
Lineage: Eukaryota; Viridiplantae; Streptophyta; Magnoliopsida; Solanales; Convolvulaceae
Source: the annotation of a GenBank genome assembly
AUUACGGAGUGGGAAAUUAGCCUAGUAGCCUAUUAAAUCAAUUAGAAUUUAAAAAGUCCCUACAGCGCUACUCCCGGGUAUACUCUACGGUCAUACGGAGGCUAAUUGGCCAUAGAAUAUGGAUGGACUCACAGACGAAGGUCGAGGUAGGCAGGUAGUUGACUGCUGACUAGUGUAGUACUGUGAAUUGUCUAUUGACUAGCUACUACACUAUAGCAGUACGGCACUCCCAUUCGGCUGACCUGGCCCCGUCUGCAAACCAGCCAACCAGUGUCUACUAUGACGGAAAAAGGAAACAAGAGACGGGGGCUUCAAAGAGAAAAAUUAAGAAAAGAAAAGAUGAAGUAGUGCAAUCUUUUGCGGGUUCCAUGGAUAGAUCUAUAUACAAAAUGCAGUCUACUAGAGCUAUAUUGGCCGAAGAGGUGCCAUGCCGAGGGAGGGCCUAGCCAACGGAGGACUAGUUUUCUGCUCCUGUGCUUCUAAGUCACUUUCUGUGAGCCGAUGGGUUUGGGCACGAGUUUAACAUAUCUCUGUCACAUCCUCUUAUAUUUUUUAAAAAUCCCUGUAAAAAAACUGUGUCAAUCUCGUGUUUUUUGGUAGUGAACGAAUGAUGCUUAGUUUUCUCAUAUAUAUUGUUCUUUUGAGAAAAGUCAUGAAAUUAGAAUUGAAACAUUUUUGUUAAUCAUUCAUAUUGGGCAUUAUUCGCACAUAGUGCAUAUGCCGCUAGUGUGUGUGUAAUCUAGAGAGAAGUGAGAGCUAGAGAGAGAAAAUGCUAGUGAUUAGAAUUUCUCAAUCCCCUACAACUAUCCCAAAGGGAAGUAUUUAUAUAGAAAAAUGUGGGUUGCGCUCCCAGGACUUGGGCCUGGGAGGCUCGAUACAAAAAUAAGGCCUCUAAUGGGCUGAUUACAUGAUUUCCAGAUAUAAGUACAAAAUGUAGUCUACUAGAGCUAUGUUGGCCGAAGAGGUGCCAUGCCGAAGGAGGGCCUAGCCGACGGAGGACCAGUUUUCUGCUCUUGGGCUUCUGAGUCACAUUCUGUGAGCCGAUGGGUUUGGUCAAUGGAGGGCCAUAUGAGUGCCAAAUGUCUUUGUAUAAGUCUUCUCAGUAUGUGGGCCAUAGAGUUCGGCCCCAUAUACUCUAUCAGGAGUCCCCCCACUCUAUGAGUUGAGAGUACUCGAGGCAAAAGGGAGUAUAAUAUUCAUGCUUUGAUCUUUUGGCCAAGGCAUAAUCGUAGUUUUGUGGACGUUGUGCAGUUGUUUCCUUUCAUGAUUGGCCGUGGCGUGAAACUUAUUUUUGUGGACGGCGAAUGUCACUGCUUUGAUGCCGUUUGAUGGGGUUAUAGGACUAGGCCCAGAGCCUAAUCAGUUCAGGCCACAAACUUGGACCAGCAGGCCCAAGCCCAGCAACCCAGCGCUUGAGACGGCCCAAACAAUCAAGCCGAUCAAGGAGCGGGAGCCCAAGAUGACCUGCCUUCCAGCCCGGCCAGCAGCCUGCCUUCCAGCCAGGAGCCUGCCUCCAGUCCGGUGGGGAGCCUGCCUUCCAGUCCAGCAGCAGCCUGCCUUCCAGCCCAGCGGAGAGCCUGCCGUCCAGUCCAGUAGGAGGAGCUCAAGCGUCCAGCCUGCCAGCCACGCCGACCUGCCAGCCAGGAACAAUAACUGUCAAAAGCAAUUAAUGUGUGAUUUAAUUAUGUAUUUAAUUCCGUAUUAAUGUUGUGAUUAAUUAGCCAUGUUGAAGAUCAUUUUAUUGCGAAUCAAGCUUGUCAUAUGUCUUGUAAUAGAUUAGCUCUUAUUAUAUCCUUUGUUAUUAAUGUUUGUAUUUAUUUGGGUAUAAAAGAUAUGGGGCCAAUGUGUCAGGCCCAUAUCAGGCUGAAAGCCUUUACGCAAACCUUAUACCUGCGCAUAUAAAAAGGCGCUUUAGGUUUAUGUUUGCGUUAACUUUCGUACUCGAUCAAAAU